Molecule: messenger RNA, 1347 nt
Organism: Peronospora matthiolae
Lineage: Eukaryota; Oomycota; Peronosporomycetes; Peronosporales; Peronosporaceae
Source: the annotation of a GenBank genome assembly
AUGAACAUGUUACGGCGCAAGGGUACGACGUCGUCGAUAGCAAUGGCUCGGAAUCGUGUGCGGUACAUCCAGACGCAGUGCGUCGACCUCCGCCUCCAAGAGCCCAUGCCCAUGGAUCAAGUGCGUGAAAUGGCAGACACAGAGCCCACACCACUUUCGCUGCAGCAGAUGCGCUCGUUCUCGGAUGGCUGUGCCAAGCUGCGCAUCGUGUCGGCCAAGUUCUUGCACAAGGAGCUCCAGUCGCGAUUCGCUCGUGCUAUCAUGGAGCUGGCGGACUUGCCGAUGGGGUUAAGUGAUACGGCAUCAAUCCGUCAAGCGAUCAACGUCUAUCGUCGCGAGCUGCAGUGGAUCAGCUGUACAAAGCCACCGAGCUCCAUUGUUGAGGACCAGCAGUUUACAGAGACGUUACGUCAAGCCAAGGCAGGGGGAUCCAAUUUGGUACCGCUGAUUUGCUAUGGACUGCAGCAGCUGAAAGCUACGGAUCUUGGACAUAGUGCGUUGCAAAUCGAGAGUGCUCAAGAGGAUAUCAAGGACCGGCUGGACAAGUUUUUUCUCGGUCGUAUCGGUAUCCGAAUGCUUAUCGGUCAACACGUGGAAUCGCUUGAACGUCCGGGCGGCCGUGUCCAUCUUGUAAAUGUAGAAGAAAUCGUGCGCGAGGCUUGUGACCGUGCGACGAAGUUGUGUCAACAAUUCUCUGGUGCAACGCCACCUCUAGAAAUACACGCGACAGCGAGUGCUAGCACUCCGCUGAUGUACGUGCGAUCGCAUCUGCACCACAUGGUCUUUGAACUGGUGAAAAAUGCCAUGCGUGCUACGGUUGAGUACCACAGAAAGCUGAAACACAGAGCUCCGGGCGCAGUCAAUCAUUUUAAACAAACGAUGAACCCGUACAGUCCGUCAUUGGGUUUUUUCUUGCCGCCGGUUGACGACGUAUCGGGUGUCAAGAUUUUUCCAGACAUUAGCAAGUACAAGCUUCGAGGAGGUCUUCCACCGGUGGAGAUUGUGAUUUGCGUGGGGAGUGAAGAUCUGACCAUCAAAGUGAGCGACGAAGGUGGAGGUGUGCCGCGCAGCCGUUGGAACAAGCUGUGGCACUAUGACUACACCACAAGUCCUCCAUGCCCACCCAUCGACUUUAACAACUACCACAGUUAUCGGGAACACUACAGUGGAGGUGGUUACGGACUACCCAUGGCAAGACUGUUCGCACGCUAUUUCGGUGGUGAAGUCACAUUUACGUCGCUUGAAGGGUCCGGGUCGACGGGGUUUAUCCAGGCACAUCGCCUGGGAAGGAACAUGGAAGUCAUUCCUGGGCACGCGUCUUUUAACCUUCCAUCGCUAUACUCCUAA